Pyrus x bretschneideri (Chinese white pear) is the source of this 2027-nucleotide messenger RNA. Its product is annotated as disease resistance protein RGA2-like. NCBI's taxonomy places the organism in Eukaryota, Viridiplantae, Streptophyta, Magnoliopsida, Rosales, Rosaceae. The coding region runs from base 693 to 1349 and encodes 218 amino acids. The record is from RefSeq and is a predicted model, not a curated record. The transcript is spliced from 4 exons.
AUGACUUUGUGCAAUCUCUCACCAAGAAUGAAUGUUUGACUAUCGAUGAUGAGGGUGUUGGCAAUGAAACAAAAGUUUUGGGUGAAAAGGUUCGCCAUUUGACAUAAGUUUGAAACAUGGUGGGCCACUCCCACUUUUAAUGCAUAUUACAAUUGCAAAAAUCUGCGUACUCUCACAAUUCUUUGGUCAUACAAUCCUAAUCCUACAACGAUGGAUUUCAAUUUUAUUUUACAAUUGAAAUGUCUAAGGUCAUUAAAUUUGAAUUGCAGUAGCAUAAGUGAAGUCCCAAAAGAAAUUGGUGAAUUGAUACAUUUGAGGCAUAUUGAUUUGUCAUGGAAUCAUGAUCUAAAGACAUUACCUGAUAGUAUCUGUGAGUUGUACAAUUUGUAUACCUUGCGUCUUUUUGGCUGUCAGCGAUUUGAAAAACUACCUGAUAAGAUGGGAAAGUUGAUUAGCUUAAAGCACCUUUAUGUUUUAGGGUGUUUUAAGCUUAAGUACUUACCAAAAGGGAUUCGUAGAUUAAAGAAUUUGAAAACAAUUGAUUGGUAUGUUGUGGAUUGUGGCGAGGAUGAGGGUACAACAGCAUUACAAUUGGGAGAUCUGAAAGUCUUGAACUGGAGGGCUGUCUCCACAUAAAAUUGAAGGGGAAUGUGAAAGAUGAGAGUGAGCUUGAGAAAGCACAGUUGUGGGACAUGAACCAACUCUUUUAUCUCAUAAUUGAUUGUAGUGAUGUCCAGUACAAGCAGCAAGCAAGAAGCACUGUUGAAAUACUAAAUGUCUUACGACCGCAUGAAAAUCUGGAAUCUUUACACAUUUCUCAUCAUUCGGGCACCACCUGCCCCAAUUGGAUGAUGUCUUUGCGAAACUUAAGAAGCAUCAUUCUAGUUGAUUGGUAUAAUUGUGAGUUUUUGCCUCCUCUUGGGAAAUUGCCAUACCUUGAAGAACUAUCUCUAUGGGUAAUGCAAAAGGUGAAAAAGAUUGGUGGUGAGUUUUUGGGAAUAGUCGACCAAGAUUACGCAAUGUCAUUGAAAUUAUCAUCAUCAUCAUCAUCAUUUUUCCCAAAGUUGAAACAACUAGGGAUCUACAGCAUGUCAGCGUUGGAAGAGUGGGAAGUAGGCGUGGAAGGGUGGAACAAAGAGGAUUCUGAAAUUUCAAUCAUGCCAUGCCUUUCCUCCUUAGAAAUCAGUUGCUGCAAAAACUUAACAACACUGCCAGACUUCCUCUGCAAAACACCGGUGCAAGAGCUUAUCAUUUGGGGUUGUCUGAAUCUUUCAGAGCGUUGUCAACAAGGCAGUGGAGAGGAGUGGCCCAAGAUUUCUCACAUCCCAAACAUCAAAAUCUCAUCAUAAAUCUGGAGAAGGAGAGAUGAGUAAUGUGGAUCAAGUGGUGACCCACGAGCUAGGCGUAUAGAUUAAUCUUCUUUGGAAAGGUAAUUAUUCAUCUGUACGUACCAAAUUCGAUAUCAAAUUUUCCCAAGCAUGGAUUUGCUUAUCUUAGUUGCGCAAGUUUUUGCACAACAUACGAAAGACUGAGCAGAUGUGAGCCAAAUUAAGGAGCGUCAGUUGAACUCACCUUCAAGUUUCCAGUGAGGGAUUCUGCCGAAUCAAAAGGCGUGAUGUUGACCAGUCAACGUCCCCUCCUAAAGUUUCAACUGAACUUUUGUUCAUCUUCACCAAUGCCGUGAGAACUUGUAGGCAUUGGAAAGUGAUUCGUCAAAGCAUUCCUCUGUUGACUCCUCAUUACUUGAACCUGCGCUUAAUGAUCCUUCACUGGCUUUUUUCAACAUGUCAAAUACAAUUAUGUGGAUAGGGAAGCUAACUGCAUUGCACAUAGACAUAGUUUGGUUUGAGGAGCGUUGUAAAGAGUAGUUAUACUAUGUAAAUUUGGUGUGUGGCGUUUUUUUCUCUUUUGACCGGGUUAAAAUUCCCGACAAGGAUUUUAUUGUGGCCCUUUUCAGUGGUGUACCCUAUUCUCUCUUGUACAUGUUCUUCUAUAAUGCUAAUGAAUAUUGUACUUGUCUCCAAAAA